GCCAAUGCCCGGCCCGCGGCGCACGGGGCUCGCUCAUGAGGCCUCUGCCGAGCCGGAGCAGGAAGAGCCGCGGCCUCUCGCUGGGAGUCUUCGCCCUCUGCCUGGCCGCAGCCCGCUGUCUGCAGAGUCAGGGCGUGUCCCUGUUCAUUCCCCAGUCGGCCAUCAACGCCACGGUGGAAGAGGACAUCCUGCUCUCGGUUGAAUACUCCUGCCACGGCAUCCCCACCAUCGAAUGGAAGUACACGUCCAACUGGGGAGUGCAGAAGAUAGUGGAGUGGAAGCCAGGGACUCAGGCCAACAUCUCCCAAAGCCACAAGGACAGGGUCUGCACCUUCGACAACGGCUCCAUCCAGCUCUUCAGUGUGGGCGUGAGGGAUUCCGGCUACUAUGUCAUCACGGUGACCGAGAGCCUGGGGAGCAGUCAGUUUGGCACCAUCGUGCUGCACGUGUCGGAGAUCCUCUAUGAAGACCUCCACUUUGUCGCUGUCUUCCUUGCUUUUCUCGCUGCCGUGGCCGCAGUGUUAAUCAGCCUCAUGUGGGUUUGUAAUAAGUGUGCGUAUAAAUUCCAGAGGAAGAGAAGACACAAGCUCAAAGAGAGCACCACUGAGGAGAUUGAGCUGCAAGAUGUGGAGUGUUAGCCGAGGCCGAGCCCCGUCACAUUCCUACCUCAAGAGGAAAACGUUCUUUUCCAACGAAAGGAGCAAACAUGGCCAGGCCACCCCAUGGCCUCCUGUUCCGCCACAGCCGCCCAUUCCUGAUGGGACCACUGGACAUUUACAGGGUUGAUUGCGUGGGGCUGAGGACUCUGGAUUGGAUACAGUCAGCUCUGGCACCUGCACGGAGUUCAGGGAGGAGAGCACUGGAGGCUGUGAGCUGAACUUGGCUGCGGCCUUGGGGCCAUGUUGACUUGUAACCAGGGGCCCAGGGAGGGCCCUGGCUGUGGCCUUGCUCCACUCUGCUUUGGCUAGGGCAUGGCCGUUGGAGGGAUUCUUGGAUCCAGAGUCAGAGUAUUUCCAGAUCAAGUGCACAGCCAGCUUCGGAACAAGCUCUCUGUGCCCCGAUCUCCUCCGCUGUACCCUCCUCCUGGGAGUUGCGUGAGAGCCUGAGAGGCAGAGGCAGAAGGAAAGAGACUACUGUUUUGUAACGAGCUGCUCAGAGCAGGAGAGGUCCCCGCCAUGUCCUGGAGCUUUAGGGAGGGACCAGCACUGGAAACAAGGAAUAAGCAGAAAAUUAUCUUUCCCUCUCUUGCUCCAACAUUAAUUGCAUUUUCCCUUCUAUGGCCCUGACUGAGGCCGGCGUGAGGAAAAUAGUCCAUCUCCACCAUGGGCCAUGUCUGGCCUCCUGCUGGCCCCCUGACAGGCUGGGUCGCGCUACCUGUGUGGAGGCUGGGCCUGCAGACUGGGUCGUGCAACCGGAAAGCCAGUCAGCGCAGGCUUCGAAUCUGUCCCCUCAGUCACUCACACCUCCUGCCUCCAGUCAGGGCCUGGCUCGCUCCCAGCUGGGUAAGGAGCACUACCUCUCAGUCAGGGUAUCAAGUGAAGCCCGCAGUGGCGUAAGUCGAUUGAAGGAAAGCAUAAGGAAUCUUCAAGAGCCUCGGAAGCAAUAAGCACUAUACUAUCCGAGUCCUGGAAAAUGGUGAAAUGCCCGGGGCGUACUGGGGCUCCAGGUGAACCUGGGGACUGGAUCCCAGCCGGCCGUGGUCCGUAGUCUCUCAAGCUAUCGGCUGCCGUGUUUACAUGAGUUCAUCCCAAGCUCUAAGGCAGGCGUGAAUUUAUUUUCCAUUCUCUCCUCUCUCUCCAACAUUCUUAGCUGCAAGCCAAAGGUACCGCCCCGAUUGUUGGUGGAGGCUGAGCUUAGAAGCUGUGUCCCCAGCCCUCAGCUGCAAAUUCACCCAUGCAAGCAUGAAGGAGAGCUAGAACAUUGUCUUCUCGCUCACUUCAAGUCUCCAGUGUCUGUGUCUUUUCUGCUUCUCGUGUGGCAGGUAAGAAGUUGCCUGGAGAAGCUGGCCUGAGGCCUUUCCUUAAAUAAUGAACCCAGGGUUACAGGAAGGGAUCUUUUAGAAGAACUCGGAUGGGAGCUGUCCGGGACCUAGAGCAGAGCUCCAGCAGCACUACCAGACUUCAAAGGCAAGAGAGCAGUUAUCUGCACAGCUGAUUUGUAGCCCAAGCACGUGACCAGGAGAAGCGGUUCACCCCAGGCCACCUCUUGGACACACGUGUAUGAACACGCACACCUGUGCCCUCUCCAUGGCAGCAGUCAGAGGAACCAGGCAUGCGCCAGGAAGGAUGGGUGACCAGUGCCAUGAAGAAGCAGGGUGAGGAGCGCCAGAGAGUAAAGGGGAUCAAGGAUAAUCUGAUGAUUUCUUCCUCCUCUUUCAUGCAGAAAGCCCAGUGGCAGGAAGCUGGUUUGAUGUGGGUAGCUGUUGCAGUCUGUCCUCUUGACGCUGCCCGCUUUCCAGAACUAUCCCUCUCAGCUUCUCAGAAGUCAGGGGUGGUCACUGUAAUAAAAAGAGAAAUAGAAAAAGAAUACCUAGUGAGAAAGCCCCCCUCCCCACAAACCCACAUGUAAAUUAAAUUCCACCCCCAAGUCUUCCUGAAAGGUUAUUCCCUCAGCUUUCCAUUCCUUUAUUUUGCACUUUUAAAGCUCCCCCCAUUUUGAAUAUUCCUGGGGAGAGUUCUUGAUUCUUGAGCCUGAGGUUUUUGUCUAUUUUUCAAAAAAGAAAAUAUUAAAUCAGAGGUUUAGCCACUGUAAAUGUUCAACUCUUAAGUUAUGUUUCAAACUGUGAAAAGAAAAAUUGUUUUAAAGGCUGAAAUAAAACCUGAAAAUAAAGCCCUGGUCCUUUUUGUGUGAGCCCAUCCCUGCGGGGAACUCAGAGGCCCUGGGAGAGGUUUCCAUCAGCUUGUGACUGACAAACAUUGCCAGCCACAUCAGUAAACAAAGAACCUGCAGCCAUCAAGUCAUCAGCCAACCACUGCCGCCCCCAACGGUGAGCUGGAGGGAACUCUGGAUGGAGACCAGCAGGCUGGGGCUGCCAAGUCCUCAGCCUCUGCAGCCGCCCGUAACAGUGCCCCCUGGGAGACUCAGGAUGGGAAAGAACAGGAUACUGGCCCUAGAGAGCUAAAGUACACAUCAAAGGAAUGAUUUCAGUGAGCCCAGACUUUUGCACUUUCCUAUACGUAGAAAAGCACUAAGUUCCUUAACUUGAGAUACGGGGUUUUCUUUAACAGUCAUCUUCUGAUGUUCCGACUACCUGGUCUUUGUUGCAAAAACUCUUAUAUCCUGGCUCCUCCCCUACCUCUUUGGAACAAUCUCAGAAAGAUCUGAGAGGCUGCCUCCUGGGCUUGAGGUCCUCAGAAUGUCUGCUGAAUAAAAGGUAACUCUUAACUUGUAGGUUGUGCUUUUACUUUUCUUUUUUUCUUUUUUCUUUUUUUUCCAGCUGACAAGCUGUAGACAAAACCCUCAGCCACAGCCAGGGGCCUGGCAGAUUUUUUAAAACGACAAUGGACUUCAUCACCUUGAUUCUAACCAUAAACAUUCUUUAGCAAUUCUGAAAAACAACACGUUAUUAGCACCAUUAUUCUCCCCUGGAUUGUAACCAGAAGACUGAAGUUUUUUGCUUCUAGAGUAUUAACUGUGGUUCAGUACAUUCCUUCCUGCUUCUCAAAAGGGCUAAAAUGAGGAUAUGGUAGUUGUACCACAUCGUUCAGUGGUACAUAAGAUGCCAGACGGAACUUAUGUGCUUUGUCAACAGAAUGUCCUCUCAGAUUGUGAUCUAAGAAACCGAAAAGGGACAUAUUGUUCUUCCUUAUCUGAUGGUGUUCUGGAUACUCAAGGAAACAGGGAAGCCUUGUCCUCUGAAGCCCAUGUGAGAUGCUAAAUACCCACAGGACUUCAUGCUCCAUCUGCCUUGAAAUCCUACCACACAAAGAUGAGGAGCAAAGGCAGUGAGAGAGAAGGUUAUCAGGAUAUCUUGUUCCUUCAGGGGUGCAGGGACACGCCCUGAGGAUCACUAUAACAAGGGCAGAGAAGAGGCGGCAGGACAGAAUGCUGGGAGAUGGAACCAAGGGGAGCCAAAUACGAUGGGGGGAUCCCCAGGGUCCAGAUACAAAUGCAGCCUCCUUGACCACACUGGAGGGGAGGCUGGGGGAAAGGAAACCCUUCCUCUGUAAUCAGGCUUUAUAUAUCCAGCACAUUUCUUCUGCUCAGUUUCCGGGGAAGCCUGAGAUGCCUCUAGUUUUAUUAAAAGCAGAGCAAGUCCCUGCGGCUUUUGAUGACAGUCUGUUAACCCCAAAAGGGAAAGGGAAAAGAUCCCAGUUCUUGUCAUAUUCGAAAGAUAAGAUUACAGAUGGGAGGCGGUGUGUUGUGCAGCAGCAGAUUUUAAGGAUUUAUUUAGGAAGGGAAAAGCACACCCCCAAGAACGGGAGGAAAGGCAGCGGUCUCUGCCCCUUCUCUUAUACCCUCCCUCAGAGGUGGCCUUUUGAUUGAUGGACGGCUCUUGCCCCUCGAAUGCUUAGUCGUGUUUGUCCCGUUUGCAUAUACCCUUACCUGUCGUGUACAUGGAAAAACCCAUGGCGCAGCCUAAACCGCAAUGUUAAUUAUAUUACAAUGAGCAUUGGGUCAUGUCCGGUUAGGUCCUUCUCGCUACCACACAGCUGUGGCUGUCGGGUUCUAACCGAUUUCUUACUGGCACUCAUUUAGAAGUUACAGUCCCUUUAGGCUGAAGGCAGGCAUAACCAUCUCCUGGACCAUCCUCCCUCUCCCCCACCGAUCUGCCCGGUGCCCCCACUUAUCUACCUACCUAAUACGUCCACAGCUAGCUUCUGCUGAGGCGUGGUGUGUGUCUCCAAUAUGUGCACCUCUAUACACAUCCGUCCCCAUCCCUACUGUCAGCUUUUCUAAUCCUUGACAGCAUGGUUGUUGAGAUCACCAUUUCCACUGCCUGUUAAAAAUUAGGUGGGCGUUUCGUUUAAUUACAAAGAUGAUAAAUCCUUCUUUAAAAUUAAAAUAUUGACGUCUAUAUUAAAAUGAAAAGUUCACCCUGCAAUCCUGCUCAAUAGUUAACUUUGCUGUUAUCCUUCUAGACUUGCUCAUGCAUAUGUGAACAUACCAGUCUAUGUAUACGUACCACAAUAAACGUAUUUAAUCUGUUUUCUUCUUAGGCAAAUGGGAUUCUGUUAUACAUUUUACCCUGAAACUUGCCUGUUCACCCUUAUUGUUCCUUGGGCAUGAUUUCAUGUUUCUACUUAUCCUUAAACAUUGCCUGCACAAUGCAAUUCAUUGCAUGGAUACAUUAUAAUUGUUUGUUCACUGAAAACUUUAAUUUCAAAUGAUAUUUACAAAAAAUAAAUAAUCUUGGGUAAUCAA
Messenger RNA from Camelus dromedarius (Arabian camel), 5364 nucleotides. RefSeq names its product V-set and transmembrane domain containing 5 (gene VSTM5). NCBI's taxonomy places the organism in Eukaryota, Metazoa, Chordata, Mammalia, Artiodactyla, Camelidae. The record is from RefSeq and is a predicted model, not a curated record. The coding region runs from base 36 to 638 and encodes 200 amino acids. The transcript is spliced from 4 exons.